Molecule: messenger RNA, 591 nt
Organism: Lactuca virosa
Lineage: Eukaryota; Viridiplantae; Streptophyta; Magnoliopsida; Asterales; Asteraceae
Source: the annotation of a GenBank genome assembly
AUGGAUCUUUACCCUGAAGUGGAAAGCUGCAACAACUCAGAUAACAGUCAUCACGCUAUAAGCAGUUUGGUCACCGCAGCAGCUGCCUCCUCACCAUCAACCACCUCCGCUCCAAGCCGCUACGAGAACCAGAAGCGUCGAGACUGGAACACGUUCGGUCAAUACUUGAAAAAUCACCGUCCACCGCUUUCACUCUCCCGGUGCAGCGGCGCCCAUGUCCUUGAAUUCCUCCGCUACCUCGACCAGUUUGGAAAGACUAAAGUCCAUACACCGAUAUGCCCGUUUUACGGGCAUCCAGACCCUCCUGCUCCUUGCCCUUGCCCACUUCGGCAAGCAUGGGGCAGUUUGGAUGCAUUGAUUGGCCGACUUAGAGCAGCCUACGAGGAGAACGGGUGGCCUCCUGAGACGAAUCCUUUUGGGGCUCGAGCAGUGAGACUGUACCUGCGAGAGGUUCGUGAUUUGCAAUCAAAAGCAAGAGGGAUCAGUUACGAGAAAAAGAAACGAAAGAGAGGUCCAACACACGAACAUCAUCAGUUGCCAAGCUUUUCAACAUUCCAAGCUCUCCCUCUUCCACCAGGCGAUCACAUCUAA